This is a messenger RNA of Uloborus diversus, 1275 nucleotides long. RefSeq names its product sonic hedgehog protein-like. The transcript has 4 exons. Gene Ontology annotation, biological process: protein autoprocessing; regulation of gene expression; intein-mediated protein splicing. NCBI's taxonomy places the organism in Eukaryota, Metazoa, Arthropoda, Arachnida, Araneae, Uloboridae. The coding region runs from base 1 to 1275 and encodes 424 amino acids. Gene Ontology annotation, molecular function: calcium ion binding; patched binding. The record is from RefSeq and is a predicted model, not a curated record.
AUGCUGGUGAGAUCGCUGCUGGCGGGGAUUAUCCUGUUGGGGGGCGCCCUGGGGUGUGGCCCGGGCCGGGGCGGCGGCCGCAGGCGCAGUCCCCGCAAACUGACGCCCUUGGUCUUCAAGCAACACAUUCCCAACUUACCGGAGUUUACGAUGUCUGCGGCCGGAUCGCCGGAAGGACCACUGAGUCGAAACGAUCCGAAAUUCAAACAGUUGGUCCCCAAUUACAACGCAGAUAUUAUCUUUCGUGAUGAGGAAGGUUCUGGAUCUGAUCGCCUGAUGACCAAAAGGUGCCUUGAAAAACUCAAUAUGCUGUCCAUUAGCGUAAUGAAUCAAUGGCCAGGUUUGAGGUUACGCGUAACGGAAAGUUACGACGAAGAAUUUCACCACUCAACGACGAGCUUACAUUACGAAGGUCGAGCUGUUGACAUCACGACGAGUGAUCGAGAUAGAUCGAAAUACGGGCUACUGGCUCGCCUGGCCAUCGAAGCUGGCUUCGAUUAUGUAUCUUAUGCUUCUAGAAGCCACAUUCACGCAAGUGUUAAGUCAGAAUCAGCAUAUGCAUCUAGGUCAGGGGGUUGCUUUAGUGCAGACUCCAUAGUGCAAACCCCUCAAGGUUCCCGAAAUAUGUCUGAACUGUCCAUCGGUGAUGAAGUACUGGUGGUAAAUGGUGAUAUUGUGCAAUUUAGUCCAAUUAUUAUGUUCCUUGACAGAGACCCGAGUGAGAUACGACUUUACGUCAAAAUCAAGACACAGAGCUCAGAAAUAACAAUGACUCCGAGCCAUCUGCUCUUUAUAGCCAAUGAUUCACGGGGAAACGCUCCUGCCGGAUCGAAGUUUCAGCAAGGCUUUCAUCACGUGAUUUUCGCUGAGGAAGUACAGCCUGGAGACUUUGUAUAUGUGAGCUUGAACUCUUCCAAAGAGCUUGUCCUUGAGCAAGUGCUCGAAGUAACAAAGACAAUUGAGCAAGGUGUCUAUGCACCGUUGACACACGUUGGGAACUUAUUGGUCAACAAUGUAGUUGCUUCUUGUUACGCCAUCCUGAAGCAACAGUCCUUAGCUCACCUGGGGUUUGUGCCAUACAGAGUAAUGCAUAACUUUUACAACGCUGCCACACAUUUGCUACAAAAAAUUGACGUGGCACCACUUCGUGCUCCAAAAAGCAGCUAUAGGACUCGACAGCAAUCAAUAGGCAUCCACUGGUAUGCUGACUUGUUGUAUAAAAUGUUUUCAUCGUUGUUACCAGAAGAGCUUCUUUACCCAAUAGCAUUUGACUAG